Staurois parvus is the source of this 528-nucleotide messenger RNA. NCBI's taxonomy places the organism in Eukaryota, Metazoa, Chordata, Amphibia, Anura, Ranidae. The record is from the annotation of a GenBank genome assembly.
GGAGCGACAGGUCUCGGGCCCUCAAGCGGAGCGGCGGGCGCCGGACCCCCAGGCGGAGCGACAGGUCUCGGACCCUCAGGCGGAGUGGCGGGCGCCGGACCCCCAGGUGGAACGACAGGUCUCAGGCCCCCAGGCGGGGCGGCGGGCACCGAGUCACCAGGCACAACCGUGGGCUCCGAGUCAACUGGGAUGACCGCUGGCACUGGGUCAGACAUUGGAUCGUCUGGCUGGACCGUGGGCACUGGGUCACCAGGCAUCAGGUCAUUUGGCUUGACAGCGGGCACCGCGUCAUCUGGCAAGGCAGUGGGCUCCGAGUCAACAGGCACGACAGUGAGCACACCGGGUCAUCAGGUACCGGAUUGUCUGGCUCGACAGCGGGCAUCGGUCACCAGGCAUCAGGUCAUUUGGCUCGACAGCGGGCACCGGAUCAGGUACCGGAUCAUCUGGAUCAACAGGGGCAUCGAGUCAACUGGCCUAAUAGGAUCGUCAGGCUGGAUCAGUUCAUCAUGCUGGGUAGAGGCAUCAGGC